AUAUUUGGUGUGGAAGUAGCUAAAGUAUCAGUACAUACCCUUGAGUGCAAUACACUGCCUAAAACCAUUGCAAUAACUGGGGUCAACUUUUUCUGUCUGUAACAAAUGAGUCACAUGAACCAUUGGUUUUAAUACAACUUUCAAAGGGUAAUUGUUGAACGCAGGGGUGGUUGACAUACUGAAAAUUUACCAAUAUCAUAAUGUAUGUCUAUUACUGAUGUAAUUUUGCCCAUGUUAGUAUUUUAGGUAUUUCGGGAAAAAUAUGUGUGUAGGUUUACAAUGUUCAUGUUCCUUUAAGAUGCUAUGCUACAAACUGGAUGAGGUAGAGUUGCGUGGCUUUGCUUAGUCACAUGACUGCCUCAUCCAGGGUGUAACAAGAAUGGAUAAACUGUGAGGAAAUGGAGGAUGAUUCAAAUGUUGUAGCAGUGGGCGGGGGCAGCGGGUAGCACCCAGUGGAAGCCAGCAGUAGCAACGAAAUUCAAAAUGUUAAAGGAGUUUUGAAGGAACAGGCAAGCGCCCUUGGCCUCAACGAAGCCACCGUUCCCCCUAACUGCAGAUGUAUGGGUAGUUAUUGUCAUUUGUCGUUAUUGAGGUGAAUUGUGAUAUCGAUGUGAGGCUACAUUUCCUUGCUCUAAUUGAUAUUGUAUUUACUAUCAGGGCCCUGCAAGUUAGGAAAAUCAUAAAAUUAGGCUUAGAAAAACUUUAAUUUACUGUUAAACACAGAACUAGUUUUGUGGAUGUUAUCGUAUCAUAUCUACUUCUUUUUUUUUAAACUUUACAGUGACAUUAACAAUGAACGCGCGUGUAGUUUAGCUGCUCCAGCUUCUGGAGUCUCUGUGUGUGACAGGAGAAGACAUGAGGGGGCAGAUUACGGUGAACUGAGGCAAAGAGUUGUGUGGCAGGCGUCCAGCAGUCCCAACCACAUUUAGCACAAAACACAAGAACAAUGUAUAUGCUUUAGUACAGCUUUUCAGUUUUUUGGUGCACAAUUGGUUUUAAUAGCAAGAAAGUACUCAAACAAUUCAGUCAAAGACAAAGGUAAUACGCUAGCGUUAGUCUCAGCUUUAGCUAACCCUCCCACAUGAAAACAUUUUAAAAGAGACUUGAUUUUACUUUGUUGCUGUCUGUGCGAACUGAGCUCUAUAAAAGCAACAUCUUGUUUCCCAUUCAUUUUACAUUAUGUAUAAAUUGCAUUAAGAGUAGUUUAAAGUAUACAAAACAAUAAUGUGAUGAGAAUAACCUAAAAUAUCCAAUUUGGUGGUAAUUAAUGCAUAAACGCAAGUAAAUCUGAGCUUUGAGGAACUGUCACACUGAUUUUUACAGUACAGGUUUCUGGUGACCCAGCAAGCAGAUGCUAGGUCUAAUAUACAGACUUUUGGGGAGCUGAAAAAUAUGUUAACAUAGAACUAUAAACGUAGGCAGUGGACCUUGAAAAGAAAUGGAGUCUCGUUUCCACAAGGAACCAAAAUGUGAAAACCUAAACCCACUGUAAAUGGUUAUAUAGUGGGUGGGAGUGCGGUGCUCCUUACCCAUGUUUUCCUUUCCAAAUUUGUCCCCCUCAUGUCGAAAUUCACUUUUGCACCACAUACUUUGUGGCCUUCAGUUUCUGCUGAAGACAAACUAUUGGUGAGCCCCCAUGCUCUACCUAAUUUUAGUGUUGUUUAUCUGACUGUUAUCAAGGCGUGUGGGCUAAAAUGAGUCUGAGUAGCCUUAUGUGGAGACCUUAUCCCAUGUCAACCCAUGACUCCAGUAUCAGUGUCCUCUUAGAUCAUUGACCAUAGGUAUUGAAUUCUAAUAUGCCUAUUGGUGUGUCCUAAUGGUACAAGUAUUGAAUUAUGAUAUUGGCAAGCACUGAUGGCCUCAGGAUUGAAUUAUGAUAUUGGUGUGCAGCAGCCUAAUGGUUCUUGGUAUUGAAUUAUGAUAUUGAUGCACUUUGACGUUGUAGGGAUUGAAUUAUGAUAUGGCUUGGUAUCUGCUAAUAGCUCACAUUGUGUAAUUUUUUGUGUCAAUCAGGGCUUAGUUGCUGGAUCCAUAGUCGGCCCUGAGGCUCAGUCCGUCUUUCUUGUCAGAUUGGAAACAGCCUUCAACCUUUGGGCUCACCUCUAACUUUCUUCAGUCUUGUGGUUUGUAUCCUCAUGAGUUGCAGGAUUUGAUUCACCCAAUCGACCCCAAAGUGUAUUUAAAAAUUAUUUUUUUUCAGGUGGCAUUUACAUCUUUAACUCAUUCACUGCCAGCCGUUUCCUGAUCGCUAAAGGCCUUCGCUGCCAGUGUUUCUUGCCGUUUUUUUAAGAGUCGCGGAACGUUACGCUCUAGGAUGAUGUCGAUGCCAAAACGACCAAAACAAAGCAGAGACUCACCUCUUACAUCAGGAAGAAUCUGCGUGUUUCGAGCAUUAUCCGUUCUUUCAUAAUCCGUGUCGAAUUGUGGUCGGCAGGCGCUUUUCCGGUUCGCGCCUCACUUUUUUUUACAGGAACGGCCCAAAACGAUCUAACACAUGGACUUUCUGCUUCCUGAUCAUAUGACGUGUGACGUAUGCGGAUGAAGAUCGGCUUCAGAGCUGAGAUGUUUGUUCUCUCGGCGCAGGGGCUCAUUCUGAUGCCCACACAGUAAAAAAAAUGCAAAUGACGACUUUAGUCGUCAUUGGCAGUGAACGGUUGGAUCUAAAAUGACGACUUUAGUCGUCAUUGGCAGUGAACGGUUGGAUCUAAAAUGACAACUUUAGUCGUCAAUGGCAGUGAAUGAGUUAAAAGGGAGAAAGAAAAGCUAUGUUUAUAACAAGCUAAAGCUAUAGAUCCAGAUGUGGUAAUGUGGAUCUGGCCUUUACUUUCACCUCCUUUUUAUUAGAAUUGUAGCUAAUCCCCAACUAUCAGAACCUUCAUGAUUAGAAACCUAAUCCAUGUUUAUUUAACUAAACAUCCAAGCAUUUAAUGUUUGAUUUGAGCCUGCUCCCAUUUUGAUAUUUUACACCCAAAGAUGCGAUAGUUCUGCUGCCCUCUCACAUAGUAAAUGGACUGCUCGCUUCUGUGUCAGCCCUCUAAAAAUAACACAGACUGCUGGCUAAGCUCAGCAGAAAACUACCACAGAUUAUGAUGAUUCAACUACCCUGUAUUCACAGGUGCGUGUUUGUGUUGGGUGGGGGUGGGUUGUGCUUUACAGAUUGUUCUCAGUGCUGUGGUCUUGACCGAUUAGCUUUGUAGUCACGCUGUAGGCUGGUAAAACUUUGCUGAUGCGAGGAAAUUUUUAGCAACUGUUGAAAAAUGACUUAUUUGUCUUUUAGUUGCUGAAGCCAGUGAACCAAAAUGUUAGUGGACAUCGUUUUUUUAUGUCCAUACUCUGGUUUGAUUCCUAAUUAAAAUGUACUUAUAGUUUGAUCUAUGACAUUGCUCACUGAAAUGUGGGAAAUUUGGUGCAAAUGAUGUCCAAUAGCUGUUUAAGUCAUUGAACACCAUCAGACGGCACUUUAACCUCUUCUUGACCUUUGGCCUGAACAGCUGUCAGACUGGAGCCACGGUUCAGGGGUGGUGUGACCCAGAUGACCUCUGUUUGACCUGGUCUGUCUAACUAGUCUAACCUUUGGAGCUAACAGAUGAGGACUUUACCAUCUGUCUUGCAUUUAGCAGGUCUAGCCUCCUUGAACUUGAACUUGUUUGGACAUUGAAGGGAAGGAAGCACACACAAAAAAGAAAAGUAUCUUAGUCUACCAAGGCUGUUUCACUACAUUUAUGUAACAUUUUAUUUUAUAUUGUUAAAAAUAAAAGAAACAACUAAAAUUGAAUCACAUGUCUGAAACCUAAAUCUUUGUUUUUUGCAUAAUUUGUGAGCUCCAGCUUUACUUGGAUGAGGUUAUGUAGAAGUCUUUAAAUUGGAUAUGCACUCCUUAGCUGUGUAGCCUGCCGUCUUCAUCUUUUAAAAGUGAGAGUUAUCCUCUUGAAGAAGGGGGAAGGGACGGUGUGUUUAGUAGACACAGGCUCAUCCGCUGACUGCUGUCUGACCCUGAGUUCAGCAGUAUGGUUAUUAAUAGGCCCAGAGGCCUCAACUUCCAGGAGGCCCUCUGAUCAGCUCCAGAUGUGGAAUGAGAGAGGACAAAUCUGUGUUAGCCUAUCCACGUUUCACAUGAAGCAGAAAGCAGGGAGAUGGGCAUUCUGCGAGACUGAUAAAGAAUGAAGGAAAGAGGAAAGGAUGUGCAAAAGACCUUUUCCACAGCAGGAGUUUGCCUUGUGAGUCUUUGUUUUCACGCGUAUGUGUUUCUUUUCUGUUUAUUACACUCUGUGCCCUCAGACCAAAAGACCAUAAAAACGUAUGGUAUCACCAUGGCGACCAUAAUAACUACCUAUAAAACAGCGUGUAAACUGUGAAAUAAGACAAACAGACCAGAACAGCCUUGACUUUGCUGGCUGAAGGGCUGCCUUCCACCAUAAAAACUAUUUGAGAGCCAGACUGAAGGAAUGCCUCGGAGGCUGCAGUGGCUGUCACGACACAUGAAAGGAUUAGGCUCUGUGUUUUAUCUCCUCUUUAUCUGAUGGUAAUGGAUAAGCUGAGUGUAGCCUAUCAUCUGACGCUUGGGCUGGGGUUUUGAUGUUUUAGUAGGGUGACGGUUUGUUGAGUUGACCGCUUUGGUCUAUUGAUUGCUGUUUGAUGGUUUUGAUAUGUAGGCUGCUUGGAACAGGUCAAGUCUUUUAUGCAGUGAAGGCUCCAAAUAGCUUUUAGCUGUCCUUCACUCCCCCCUUUACUCUAGUGGUUUGUUUGAUGUUUGGAUCAAUCAAUAGAAAGAGCCUGAGCUCUUACACAUGCUCCUUCCUACUUCCCACUGAGCUCAAUUCCUCUUCUUUCAUUGUGAAGGCUUUAUAUCACAUUUUCUCAACGCAGAAUAAAUGAUAUAAUUACAACUCAUUACUUAGCCUAACACAAGCUAAUUAUUCUGUCAUUAUGGCAAGGAUUAGCUAUGCUCAUUCUCUCCUCCUGACUGCGUUUCUCUGCCUUUUUCCUCUCAAAAGUCACGCAGGCAGAACAGAAAACUCUGGCUCAUAAAGGCUGAGUAAGACUAAGCCCCAGGACACGUUGUGUUGAUGUUGAUGGUAUAGACCUCCAGUGUCAAACUCGGACGGCAAGCCACGCUAGAAAGUAGUGACGGCGUGACUGGACACAUCAAAGAGUCCAGAAACAAAGAUAUGUCUAAACUAAUGGGGUAUUUUAAUGCACGCUUGUAAUUUAUGCCCAGAAAUCAACAUGCUGCUUUUAUAGGCCAUGGCACAGCUCGUGCUGAUGUGUCAUCAGGCGUCUAGAAAAUUACUGGAUACAACAGAUAGACGGGGCUAAAUUAAAAUGUGGAAAAAAGACAUCAUGCCGAGCAAGGAUCUAAUAUAUCAGAGGCACAUGAGGGUGAUGCACACACCUUUUUUCACUACUCCCGACUGUGUCAGCAGCACAAAGCUGCUAGGCAUCCUUAUAUGGAAGCCUAAGUGAAUUACAACAAAUCAAAUAGGCUAACGAACUGAGAACAGACCAACACAGAACACUGCUCCGUUGUCAAAAGUUAGACUUUCUGAGUCAAAAAUAGAUUGGGAGUAAGUGUUGACGUUAACCUGGAGGCCAUGACCUGAUUGUUAGUCGUUUGAUGUUAACAUUCAUUUGAUUAUGGUUAAAUAUAAGUUUUCUGUGAAAUGUCUUAGUCCUUGUGCUGGUAAAUGUGCUAUUCCUUUGCACCGACGUCACCUAAUCACGUGGGUCCACCAUGCUGGAUGGCAAAAGCAUGUAAACAGUGAGUGACACGAUUACUAAACAAAGGGAAAAGUAGAGCCUGAAAUUGUUUUUGCGAUCAAAACAAAAACAAAAUUCCUCCAGCAUUCCUUCAACUAGUUCACGCCCAGUUCAGUUAUCAGAAGUAGCACAUCUAGCCGGGGCUCAUAGAGAGCGGUAUGUUAAAGGUAUAGCAAUCGGUGUUUCUGAAUUGCAGGAAAGAACCACCCUGUCCACGUCACACAACACUCUCCCAGCGCCUGUUUACAAGUAGUUGCCGGCCGUAAUGUGUAAUAAGAGGCUCUAAAAAUAGCAUGCAGAACCUCUCGAGCGGAAAACUGGCAACAGCAGCGUCUGUGGGGAGCGGACUGGACCGCGUUAGCCUCUUCCUGAUUUCCAUGAGAGUGCGGGGGUGCACAGAGUACGCAUGUGCAGGAAGUGAAAACUAACCCAGGAUUGGCUUCACCAGAAAUUUACAUUUUUGCGGACCAAUGGUUGCCGUGAUCCACCCGGAAGAAAAACAUAGAUUGUUAUACCUUUAACUAGCUUACCAACGUUAGCGUACGUUCUCUCUGCAGCUGUUCACCAAUGUAAACAUGUUGCUGACUUUGCCUAAAUUCACCCCUCUGGAUUUAUAACAUUAUGUUAUGAACAGCGUUUCACUUUACACCAAAGCUGAUUUUUAAUAAGUCCGGAUCCCUACCAGCUUCUGUUGGUGGUGGUGUUACCGGGUUCAGCUGCUGCUCUCACACCGGAAUGAGAAGAUCUCUGGACGCCGACGCUCAUAUAAAUAAAUAACGUCAUUUUAACACACUGUUCUACAAUAAAAUGUUUUAUUUUAUUUUAAUUACCUUAAAAGACUCAAAGUAUCUUUUUACACUUUAUAUUUAUUUAAUCAGGAUCGUUGUCAAGUCGACGCCAGAAACAAUGAAACACAACUUGAAUAUCAGAUGAACAACAAGGCUUUAUUCAACCGGCAUUUAUACAAGUUAUCAAUCAUGAACAAAACAUUUCUCUUACCGUUGCUUAUGGGUGGAGAGCUGAACACCCCAGUUAGAAAACGUAAUCCAUGAUAGGUGAAGAACUGAACACAUGUAAUCCAUGAACCUCGUCAGGUAGAAUCCUUCAAGCAGCUCUAACCACCUGAGACAUCCACUGAUGUGCGUGCAAAGCUGCACACCUCCACCAUGAUUACCCUUGAUUACAUCCUCAUGAUCACAUUAUGUUCGGCUCUACCAUGAUUACCCUUGAUUACAUCCUCAUGAUAGGUGUGAUUGACAAACAGUAGUGAUCAAUAACUUAUAUAAAGCAAUUAUACAACAGAUGACAAGUUCAUUUUUAUUACACACACAUAAUCAUACAUCGGAGCUUUAAUAUUGUUAAUAAUUAUCUCGCUUUACACUACAGUGGACGGCGCGCAUCCUCUGUGGUGAAAUCCCCAUCCAUCAGGAUUAUCAAUAACUAGUAUAAACAAACGCAUCACAUUUAUCCCUGUCCCCGUCUUCCUCGUGAAAUAAAUGAACGUUAAUCUUACCCGGUAAAAACAUGCUCGCUGCAAAUCUGAGGGCCGCUAGUCCGCUUGAUUGAUCGCUGCAGUUCAUCUCCGUCCUCAGUCUCCAUCAAAGUUAUUAAAAAAACUAAACGAGUUGAGUUUACAUCCUUGCCUGUUAGUGCAGCCAACCACACAGCAAGCUAAAACCAUUUUACUGUCAAAUCAACUAAAUAAAAGCGAUAAAAGGCUACAAACUGGCUUGUUUUGACUAGCUUCACUUGAGUUUCAACAGGUGUAAACGGUCUUUUUGCACUCCAUCAUGGCAAAGGCAGCGGUCUCAUGAGUGGCGUGACGUCACGUGCAAAGGGUCAAUAAGCUCUGGAGAGUCCCAGUCUUCCUCUAGACGUGAUUAAUUUCUAUCGCCCCUCUCCAUGAUCACCGUUUCCAUUUUUUAGUCUGUAUCUGUGCACUCAUCCCUUCCCCAAUCUCCUCUCACUGGCACAGAAUGGCUUCCUGGCAGAAUGGAUGCAUUAAUUCAGGGAUGAGAGGUGUGAUACUCUCUCCCUCUUUUCCUGUGUCUCUCUGGUUCUCCCUUUCUCUCCAUCAGUGCUGUGUUUGUAAUGCCUGGCCUUUAUCAUAGCUGAAACAGCUCACUACCCUCUGAUCCUAUCUCAGAUCUCAAUAUCCUAGCCGUUCCACCCUGUAAACGCAGGGAUGAAAAAUCUUGCCCUUUCACCAAUGCAUUACACCCCUAGCAUAUCGCCAUACCCCUCUCCUCCCGUUGCACUCUCCACACCACUCACCCUUUGUGACACGGGCCUCCAGCGAAAUUCGAACUCUGCAAAAUGAGACCAAGUGAGCUGCACUUCCUCUAUGCCAGAAACCAUCUUAGUCUCAUUAUAUUUGUGUUUAGGCUCUGUCCAGGCCUCUAGAUCCCCCCUCCCCUUGUCAGACAAUAGGUCAGGCAAAAUAAUGACUAGCUCUCAGUAAGCUUCAGGAGAGUUAAGGCUUGGAUAGAGAGAUAAAACAACAACCAGUCUCUGAGCAGGGAAACAUGGAUCAAUACAAACGAAGCUGCUGUGUAAAAAGGCUGUUUUUGAUCCAGGCUUGCGUCAGCACCACUGAGGUGAUUCUUGACAGCUCCUGUGCUGUUGGUAGAUAUGGAUCUGUGUUCAAAAAAAGGAGCAAAAUGCUCUGGGAGCACAAGCGUCUUGUUAGACUGUGGAGAGUGUUAGGCUGACCCCCGCCCCCAGCCGCUCUGCAUACAAACACACGGGCGAGAAGCGCUCCAGCCUCACUUGUUACAGUGAAACUAUUGUGUUAGCUUGCGGUAAAGAAAACUUUGUGGCUUUCGCUCCAAGGGGUAGAGGAAAAGCAAAAACAGAAAUUCAGGAGGAUAUGACUUGCGUCUUCAAACCCUGUGUGGUUUGUGAAAACGGCAUCUGCUGGCACAUUUAAAGUUCUGUAACCUGCUAUGUCAAAGGUAGGCAGGCAAACGGGAUUGCAGGUUCUUAUCUGUGCUGCUGCUGUUCUGUGUUUUGAGGGGGCGUGCCUGUGAUCUGUGUUCAUGUACCGUGUUGCUGUAGAGCGUGGCUGUCGCUCCUGACUGAGCUGCCACCCCGCGACUCCACCCCCACACACUAGGGUUGGCAUACAGAACAGUCAGCCGCAUAGGAGUUGGAACGCUCUGCAGGGAGACGGAGGGGGAGUUUGAAAGAAAGAACUCGAUGCCACCGCCACACAACUUGCCAACAGACAGGACGAGAGCGAACAGUCAAGGAAGAAGCUAAUUGACCUGAGCCGCGAGUUCAAGAAGACCACUCCAGAGGAUUUACGGAAACAAGUUGCCCCUCUGCUGAAGAGCUUCCAAGGAGAGAUUGAUGCCUUGAGUAAAAGAAGUAAAGAAGCAGAGGCUGCCUUCUUGAACGUGUACAAGAAAAUAAUCGAUGUCCCAGACCCUGUACCUGUGCUGGAGCUGGCUCAGCAGCUGCAGCUGAAGCUCCAGAGGAUGCACGACAUUGAGACAGAGAACACCAAGCUUCGAGAGACACUGGAGGACUACAACAAAGAGUUUGCCGAAGUUAAGAACCAAGAGGUGACCAUCAAAGCCUUGAAGGAGAAGGUCCGGGAAUAUGAGCAGACUCUGAAGAAUCAGGCUGAGAACUUGGCUCAAGAGAAGCAGCUGCAGCUACACAAUGACUAUGCAGAGAAGGAGAGGAAACUCCAGGAGAGCCAGGACUCUCUGUCGUCGAGGUUGAAAGAGGCGGAACACAAGGUCCAGUCCCUCCAGACAGCACUUGAAACAACUCAGGCUGAGCUCUUUGAUUUGAAGACAAAGUAUGACGAGGAGUCUACAGCAAAGGCUGAUGAGAUUGAGAUGGUGAUGACAGAUCUGGAAAGAGCCAAUCAGCGAGCAGAAGCAUCUCAGAGAGAGGCGGAGUCGCUCAGAGAGCAGCUAUCACAGAGUAACCAAUCCCAUCCGCUCAGCAGCCCGGGCAAGGUCGACCCAGACUCGGAACAGACAACAGAGGCUGCAUCCCAUUCAGGUCUGGAGGCUGAGCUCAGGGCCAAAGAGAGGGAGACCGCCCAGCUGGUGGAGGAUGUCCAGAGACUGCAGGCCAGCCUGACCAAACUCCGAGAGACUACCAGCUCCCAGAUCUCCCAGCUGGAGCAGCAGCUGAGCAACAAGUCUGCAGUUCUCAAGGAACUGGAGGAGAAACUGGAGAGACAGGCAGAUUAUGAAGAGGUCAAGAAGGAGUUGAGUAUCCUCAAGACUAUGGAGUUUGGAACUUCUGAGUCUGUGCAGGAUUCUUCCAAACCUCUGGAGGUGCUGCUGCUGGAGAAGAAUCGAACUCUUCAAUCAGAGAGUGCAGCUCUUCGUAUUGCAAACACCGAGCUGAGCGGGUCAGCCAUGCGAAAAGGGACAGAAGAGUCUACAACGAAGGAAGAAGCAGUGAACAGCGAUUCCUCUUCCUCGCCCCCACCUCCACCUGCCUCUGUCUCUUCCUCGUCUCAGCUCCCCCCAUCUCGCGCUCACACAGACCCCCUCAACACUGCCACAACCAGCAACGACACACACCCGUUCACUCCGACGGGCAUUGGACAGGAGCUGUACUCCCCCAUGUUCCCUCUGGUGGGUGGAAAGAUGGCUCUGAACUCCCUGAUUCAGCGGCAGCUGCUCCAAACCUUCUACUCCAAAGCCUUGCAGGAGUCCUCUGGAAUCCACAGCGGGGCCCUCCUGUUCACCCCCUUCACUCCGGCCCUCACCUCCAUCCCUACCUCCACACCCAGCUCAGGAUCUGCUACCAUCCCUCUGGCAGCCAGCAGCCCCCAGCCGCCUCCAGCCAGUCCUGACAUGGCUCCUGUAAACGGGAGCAGCACCGCAGGCAGCGCUCCGUCUCCAUCACCCAUCCACUCGGACACCAACGCCGGCAGCGUGCUGGACGGGGAGGACAUGGACACGGCAGAGAUCGCCCGACAGGUGAAAGAGCAGCUGAUCAAGCACAACAUCGGACAGCGUGUGUUUGGCCACUAUGUGCUGGGACUGUCUCAGGGUUCUGUCAGCGAAAUCCUGGCGAGACCAAAGCCGUGGAACAAGCUAACCAUCCGAGGAAAGGAGCCCUUCCACAAGAUGAGACAGUUCCUCGCCGAUGAGCAGAACAUCCUGGCUCUGCGCAGCAUUCAGGGACGACAGAGAGAGGGCUCAGGCCAGCCCCCGCUUAGCCGAGUGUUUCAGGAUGUUCCGAAGCGGAGAACCCACUCUGAUACACCUUCACACACAGGUAACAUCACAGCUCGUGUCCGCACCCCAGAGGCAGGUUCAGAUGAAGCUAUCAAGUCUAUACUGGAGCAGGCCAAGAGAGAGCUGCAGGUGCAGAAAGCUGACUUGUCCCAUGCUCAGCCAUCUUACGCUGGUCUGAAAGGAGGAGGUGUAGGUGGAGGGGGAAGCGGAGGGGGCGGUGGAUCAGACGAAGCCAUCCGCUCUAUCUUAGAACAAGCUCGCAGAGAGAUGGAGGCUCAACAGGCGGUGCUGGACCCCAUCCUAAAAGCGUCAUCUUCCUCCUCAGCAUCACUUUCUCAGAGGGACAUCCUGAACUCUUCUCUCACCUCCCCCCUCCCACCCUACAACCCCCUGGCGCUCUCCCUCAAGAAGCCUCCCAGCUCCCUCCUGUCCACGCCUUCGUCUCCGUCUCCGGUCCUGGACUUCAGCUCUGGUGUCAAGAGAGAGGGCCGAGCUUCCUCAGGGAUUGACAUGUCUGCUGAUGGAGCUUUCAGGCUGGGCCGUGCCUCCGAGGGUUCUGUCCGCUCCGGAAGUGCAGGAGGAGUGGGCUACUGGAGGGAGCAGUGGUGGAGCAACAUGCAUUCGGAGUCACGGAGGACCAUGUCCAGCCAGCCAUGUCCAGAGGAGAACCACAACCAAGAGGACUGCAAGGAGGGAAUACUGAGUGACGGUCUGUCUCGACACAAACCGUGGAACAAGUUGAACCAGAGGAGCAGAGAGCCAUAUCUUCGUAUGCAGCCAUGGCUGAACGGAGACCAGGGGCAAAAUACACACAUCCAGCAAGCUCAGAACCAAGCAGAGGGCACUCCCAAGACAUCAGCCAGCUGCAGCCCCGCUCCCGAGUCCCCACUCAGUUCAGCUGAGGAGUCAGUCAAUGGUCUCACUGGAGAUCCGCUUGCUUCUCAGUCGUCUGGUCUAAAGCCGCCGUCUGAAGACCCCUCAGGUGGCGAGUCUCAGCCCGGCACUCCACUGCCCGUGCCAGGUCACUCUGGCCUCAGCAUCCAGGAGAUGGUUGCAAUGUCUCCUGAGCUUGAUACUUAUGCCAUCACCAAGAAGGUUAAGGAGGUCCUAACUGAUAAUAAUCUAGGCCAGCGGCUGUUUGGGGAGACCAUUCUGGGUCUGACUCAGGGUUCUGUCUCAGACCUGCUGGCCAGGCCUAAACCCUGGCAUAAGCUGAGCCUGAAAGGCAGGGAGCCCUUUGUACGCAUGCAGCUGUGGCUCCAGGACCCGCACAGUGUGGAGAAACUCAUGGAUAUGAAACGCCUGGAGAAGAAAGCUUACAUGAAGAGGCGGCUGAGCUCCCUGAGUGAUAGCCACUCCAUGGACGGGGUCUUGGUGGGGACAGAUUACAUGCAGGGCUCCCAGAGCCCGGGGCAGCAGCAGCUGAAGAAGCCCAGGGUGGUCUUGGGCCCUGAAGAGAAGGAGGCUCUGAAGAAGGCUUAUCAGCAGAAACCCUAUCCCUCCCCUAAAACCAUUGAGGAGCUGGCCUCCCAGCUCAACCUAAAGACCAGUACGGUCAUCAACUGGUUUCACAAUUACAGAUCUCGCAUUCGAAGGGAACUGUUCAUCGAGGAGAUCCAGGCAGCUGGAGGGGUGGGUCCUGGCAGCGAGGGGGGAUCUCCCUCUCUCCGUGGAUCCAAAUCAGGAGAGGGAGACAGCUGUGAUGGGACAGAAUCCGAAGGCACAGUGGAGACCCGCCAGGGACUGGGAAUCGGUCAGGAGGACCACAGAGGAGUGUGCAAAGACCACAGCAUGGAGGUCGAGUCAGAGGUGGGGGGCUCUAAUAAUUCCCCCACCGAGUUAGACUGCAUCACCUCAGGCUUAGCUGGGUCAGGCUCCAGCUGUGGACAAAGUGGACUGGGGCUUUUCAGUCUCACUGAGGCGUCCUCCAGUAGCUCUGCCUCGAGUACAAACAUCCCGGCCCCUGGCCUGACCAGAAACCCCAGGGACAACAAUCUGCGUAAGAAGAAAGCAGCCAAUCUGAAUAACAUCAUCCACAGGCUGGAGAAGGCUGCCAGUAAAGAGGAUCCCUCAGAGUGGGAGUUUUAGCUCUCCCCAUCUGUCCUUCAUCCCUAUCCUCUCAUAACCUCACGACCUCUAACCUUGGACCCCUCCUGCUCUGUUCCAGUCGGAGAGAGGACACAGCCAAAGUCAAGCUCAGCAGCCAUUUUUAUUACAGAUAAGCUUUCCAAAAAAAAGAGGAAAGCAGCAAUGAGUGGUUGGCAAAACCCGUAAAAAGAAGAUUUACUGAAUACUUAGAAGAACAAAAUCCAGAGAGCUCAAGUGUCUCUCCUGUUUUUUUUUUUUUUUAACUGAGUUUUGUUUUUGUACUGAGAAAAAGCACUUAGCCGUCCUGCUGGCCUCUGGCCCUGCUGUACCUCCCCUUAUCACCAGCCACUGGUGCACCAGACUGGUUAGUCCUGAGCUGGGGUCUGACCCGCAGCCGGGGUUCAAACCUGGACUCGGUAACAAAGGCAAGGCCUGACACAGCAGCUGUCACAGUGAUAGACACUGAUAGAUGAUGGAAAGAGACAGGAACUCUCACAAAAAACUCGCUUUCCUAAAGGAGAUUUUUUUCCGCUCUUCUUCUCACCUCCCAAGUGUCCACAAACCUCCCCUCACUCAGUGAGACGCCUCAUUUUUCACACUGUAGAGUGACUGUUACAAACCCUUUGCCUUUUUUCACUCACUGCGUGUGUGUUUGUGUGUUAGGGGUUGUGUCAGUGUGCACCUGUAUGUCUGUGUGUGUGUGUGUGUUUGUUGUGUGUAUGCACACCUAAAAUCGGUGUGUUCUCUUCUCAAAGGCAGCAUGUUUUGUUUUUUACGUCACUCCUACGCUCUUAAGAGGGUAGUAGAAGGCCUGCUGGCUGAGCUGCCACAGUUACUGAUGUAAGACAGAUGAACUUUGACCUGUUGUGUCCCGUAUCUGAUCCUGCUGACAGCCAUGUGAUGGCCAGAAGGAUUUUUUUAAUUCCUCACGAACACACGCACUCAUCUGAAGAGGACGCAAGGAAGGAACCCUUUCUUUUUUUGCCUCCUUAGACCUUUCUUUGUAGGACGAAGGAUGAUCUCUGUUUUUUGAUACUGCAAUUUGGUUGCCAAUAAGAGAUUGCACAGUCUAUUGACUCUAAAGAGUACAAAAUAGGGAAUUUUAGCAAGCAAUUUUAAUUAGUACAAAAAUACGAACAGAAAAUAAGAGAAUAACAAGUUAAUGUUUUAAAGCAAAACAACCAAUUAGAAUGGAAUCAUGUUGCGAUGCAACCCGAUGAACUCGUGUAGUACUGUAGCUGUCUGACAUGGUGAUACUAUAUGUCUCUUGUUUAUGUUUUAAGGUUGUGCACGUCACAGCUGUACCCAGCACUGGACCUGCUGGGUGUGUGCACGUCUGCACCGCUCACAAAAACAUUCACAAACAUCUUUUUUAUAGGCCAAAUCAGGAAGAGUGUGUGUGUGUGAGUGUGUGUGCAUUUAUACUUGCCUGCAUGUAAGUCAGGGUUGAGGUCAAUUCACCAUUUAUGAAAAAUCUUGACUGAAAAAAAAAAAAAGGUGUGUGAGUUUUAGCAGACUGUGUUGUCCCCCCGGCCCUGGUGAGUCGUCUCCACUUGUCUCCAGUCUUUCCUGUCUCCAGGGACGCGCGUGUCUUCUUUUUGCAUUGAAUUCUACUGUAAACACUACAAAGGCAUAUCACUUUCUCCCUGUCCCACACAAGCCCUCAGUGCCUGUCAGCCCACUGCCUCCCCUUUUUGUGUGUGUGUGCAAGUUUGCAUGGAUGCACGUGCACGCAUGCCUGCGUGUGCACGUGUGAGAGAUGGAGGAGCGUGCGUUUGUUUCCGAUGAGUGGGGUCAUAUUUCUACUUGCACACACUACUAGUGCACAACUGACACCCUUCUUUAAGCUGUUUGGUGCGUUACCAUUGCAUUAAUAACCUUCUCACAAGUAGUGUAAUACUAUGAUUUACUGUAGCUUGGUUUUAUCGCUAUUUUGCAUUUAUAGUUUUGGUUUUUAUUCUGCUUAUUUAUAGGUGCUGUAUUUUGUUUUUCAUUUAAUGUCUUAUCAUAUGAGUUGUUUAUUUUUUAAGGGAUUAUACUGUUCCUGAGGGCAAGUAACAUUUUUAUUAGACGUAUAGACUGCCGGCAGUAUUGGUUAAUAUUUACAAAGAUGUACUAGUUCUCAUUUGUUUGUAUAUUCAUGAAUCCUAAAGGUUUUAGUGUCAUUUCAAUAGCUUUGAUCACGUGUUUGCUACAGUCCAUGCUCCCAUCAGCAUCAAGCUCUCACCACAGCUGUUAUGCUCUUGAAUUGCUAGCUAGAGAAUCAAAGGAACAUAUCAGGAUCAGUAAAUAUAUGUUAGUCUAUCUCUAUUUUAUUCUGUUGUCUAUUCUCGGAUCAUGUUUUCCAAGGCAAGCCCAACACCAACGCUCAGCUGGGCAUGCAGCUUUCGUUAACCAGAUUUCACCCAACCAUUAAUCACAUGAACAUAAUUAACUGGUCCAAAUUUAUACUCUUUAUCUAAAUAGGUCAAAUGAAAUUACCUAAACUUUGAGAAUGCGCCGUGUUCACUUGAAAGAGGUCAUAUCUGCCAAAUUGAGAUUAGAGAAGUAUACCAGCGAGCAGGUGUGCUGCGCCAUAUCAAGCAGAGAUCGCCAGCCUAUGAUUAUGCAGAAUUUCUAUUGCAGUUCGUAACAAAGCACUUAUGAGGAUCUUUUUAUGACUUUGGACAGGGUCUGUAAACACUACAACGGAGUACCAUCCCAGGAUCUUGGGAAGUGUCUGCCCCUUUUCUUUUCCCUUUUAGAGUGGUUGUAAACCAAGCACAGACUCUUAUCCGUAUCCUAACACUAAAACUGAAAACAGAAGUUUGUCGUCUCGUCUAGCAAACUCUUAGGUCAAACUACAUACACAAAGCUGUAGUCCUGUACAGAUGUAGAUAUUGUGGCCUGUUUGGGUUAGGUCCAGCCCAUCCUUCCCUUUUUUCCUGAACGUGCAUCCUCGUAAAUUUUCAUUGCACUAUUAUAUUGCAUCUUCUAAAUUAGACUUUUCUAACCUACCUGUUCAGACGACUGAUGUUAGACGUCCGUUCUCUGCAGCUCACUGAAGGCCUUCUUCAGACAGCUCAAACCACAGCAAUGAUUACUAAAGGUCCCAUUCGCUCUCCUGUCCUAAAACCCUGUGAGGUCAUCAGCUGUUGUGCCUUUCACUGCCAAGCAGGGCACCAAAUUUGUGAUGUCAUUAGACAGUUUCUGCUGAGAUCUCACACCCGCGCCCGAACUUCAUAUUUAAGAGUUUUUUUGGCUCUCCCCGACGUUGAGCGUAAUGAAAGCAGUUAAAAUGAGAGAGCAAACAGUGUGUGUAUUCGUCGGUCCAGGUCUUAUUUCAGGCAUUUUAUUUUGUGUGUGGUAUUUUUACCCUCCCCCCACCCCCACCCACUAUGAAUUUCUCAUUCUGUACAUAAACUAGCAGCGAAGAGGCCAGAGCGUGGAAUGAAGGAGGAAGCAUGCGGAAACGGCAGACACUGUAAUAACACUGAAUUUCUUCAUGGGGCAUUUUUGUAUUUUUCUGUUUUGUGUCAAGUUUGCUGUGACGUUGAUAACGGCACUACAGGUAUUGAUAGUGACACGUGCCAAUUCUGUCUUGGAAAGAAAAACACAAAAAAAAGCAAGGCAUUGUAAAUAUGGCAGACAGAGUAGGAUUCGCUCUCGUCACAGCGAGCUUUUGUUCGAAGGCAGGCGGAGAGAAGAAGGGACGAUUCAGGACUUUUCCAUGAUCCACAGAUAUUUUUCUACAAAUUUAAAUCAGAUGAUUCUAUACACUGUUGAAUAACAUUGUAAAGGUGUAACAGAUGCUGUAUAUCAUAUCAUGUUUUCUGAAGUGGUAAAGCUUUACUGUAUGAUCUGUUGAAGUCGUAGUUAUUCAUUUGAACACCUUAGUUGUGAUGGAAGCCCGAACAGCAGCACUGGUCACCAUAUUCAGGAAGAAGAAGAAAAACACAAAAAAAAAGGGGGGAAAAAGAUAAAGAAAAACCUCAGAUGUUUUUUGUAAUACUUUUAGAAUAUAUCUUAUGAAGUGGGUUUUGUAAGGAAACACUUUCUGAAUCAGCGGUGCUGUGAGCAUAGCACACUCAGUAAUACAUUAUUACACACUAGUACAGCACAAAUACACCUAUCCUUUUUAAAACCUUCCACUCGUCUGUUCCCAGUCACCGUCGUCGGCUCCUGAUUUGAAGUCUUAAAGCCAUUUAUGCAGAAUAUCUUUUUGUUGAACGAACGAUUCUGAACAGUUCGGCUCUUUUAGUCGAGUCUCGAGUCUCACAGAAGAAGCAAAAAGCCAAAUAGUGAUGUAGUUGUCUCUGGAGAGGUUGCAGACGGAUUUCUGUGUAUUGCUACCUAGUGUUGUUGCUUCAGUUCACCCUUAGCUUGAACCACAGUAGUCUGACAACCAAAUGACCUGGGGAGGUCUUCACCCCUCCUCACCCCCUCCUCCCCUCUCCUUUGGAAAGCUUUAAGAUGCUUGUUGAGGCUUUAGAGAAAAAAAAACCAGUGUGUUUGAGAUUUCCUCCCAGCUCAUCAUCAACGUGGAAGUAAUAAUUCUCAUCAUUUCUCCCACUGCUUAUUUUUGUGUGUGCGUGUGAGAGUGAGUGUGUGUGCGCGCGUGUGUGUGUGCUGUAGUACAAAAAGCUGCAUGACUGUAAAGGGAUGUUACAAUGUUUUAUUUUCUUUUUGUUUGUUUUUAUAAGUGGUUUUUCCAGCACUUCUGUCACUCCUGAGAUGUUUUUUUCCCCUCUUUCAGAUUCUGCCUCUGUUUGUCUUUUUCCUUCAUGUAUCAUUGUUUCUUUAACUUUCUAUUUACUAAACGUAUCAUGUUGUUUGUUCUCAGCACUGUAAAACAGUCCCUUCUACAACAUUGAAAAGCAAUAUCACUGUAUGAAACGUUCACAAUGUAUUUGUUAUGAUUGACAUUUGAUUCAUCAUCAUUAUUAUUAUUCACAUGCACCCUAGGUGUGAUAAUUGAAGUAAAUCUCUUUUAUACAAAUACUAUAA
Messenger RNA from Nothobranchius furzeri (turquoise killifish), 18044 nucleotides. RefSeq names its product cut-like homeobox 1b (gene cux1b). Gene Ontology annotation, biological process: regulation of transcription by RNA polymerase II; intra-Golgi vesicle-mediated transport. NCBI's taxonomy places the organism in Eukaryota, Metazoa, Chordata, Actinopteri, Cyprinodontiformes, Nothobranchiidae. The record is from RefSeq and is a predicted model, not a curated record. Gene Ontology annotation, molecular function: DNA-binding transcription factor activity, RNA polymerase II-specific; RNA polymerase II transcription regulatory region sequence-specific DNA binding. Gene Ontology annotation, cellular component: nucleus; Golgi membrane.